Messenger RNA from Neoarius graeffei (lesser salmon catfish), 3513 nucleotides. RefSeq names its product neuroligin 3a (gene nlgn3a). Gene Ontology annotation, biological process: postsynaptic membrane assembly; presynaptic membrane assembly; neuron cell-cell adhesion. The transcript has 8 exons. Gene Ontology annotation, molecular function: signaling receptor activity; neurexin family protein binding. Gene Ontology annotation, cellular component: cell surface; postsynaptic specialization membrane; synapse. NCBI's taxonomy places the organism in Eukaryota, Metazoa, Chordata, Actinopteri, Siluriformes, Ariidae. The coding region runs from base 387 to 2930 and encodes 847 amino acids. The record is from RefSeq and is a predicted model, not a curated record.
GUAGCCUCCAACCACACUGGGCAACAGUUGUUUACAUGUUGCUUAUAUGUCCAUCUACAGUGAUCUUAUGCAUAUGAUCAUGAGCUUUAUUUGGUUUCAUAUCUAUACACAACAACAGCAACAACAACAACAACGCUUGUGCUCUCAUGCAUCACCAGAACGUCCUGAAGAGGACAGAAGAUUUAACAAGAAAACUAGACAGCAAAUAAACACCCAGUUCUGAACAGGAAUAAAGAACGUGUGUUGUGGCUUUUUUUUAAAUACAUUUUUUAUGCCACGUAGCCCCUCCCUUGUGGCUGAUGACAAGAAUACGAGUUGAGGGCCUGAAGGACGGAGGCACGUGCUGAGGGAAAGUGUUUUUCGACAUCUUUGUGUUCUCACAGACCAUGUGGCCAACAACGCAGAGGAAUCAGCUUUCAGUGGUCUGGCCUGGAUCCCAUGCCACCAGGCCAUGGAUAUGGUUAUUUUGCUCAGUUUUGGCAUUGGCACGGGCACAGAGCUACUACCCCACAGUGAACACACAUUAUGGGAAGCUACGCGGUAUGCGCGUUCCACUUCCCAGUGAGAUCCUGGGCCCUGUGGACCAAUACUUGGGCGUGCCUUACGCUGCACCACCUGUGGCUGAGAAGCGGUUCCUGCCCCCUGAACCACCCUCGUCAUGGUCAGGCAUUAAGAAUGCCACACACUUUGCGCCCGUAUGCCCACAAAACAUCCACAAUGCCGUGCCUGAGAUCAUGAUGCCCAUCUGGUUCACAUUUAACUUGGAUAUAGUUGCCACGUAUAUACAGGAGCAAAAUGAGGAUUGUUUGUACCUCAACAUAUAUGUGCCAACCGAAGAUGUCAAAAGAAUAUCCAAGGAAUGUGCCAGAAAACCCAACAAGAAAAUAUGUAGAAAAGGAGGAGCCCAUGCUAAAAAACAGGGUGAAGAUUUAUCAGAUAACGACGGCGAUGAAGAUGAAGACAUACGAGACACCGGUGCCAAACCUGUGAUGGUCUACAUUCAUGGAGGUUCCUACAUGGAGGGCACAGGGAACAUGAUCGACGGCAGCGUGUUGGCCAGCUACGGCAAUGUCAUUGUCAUCACACUCAACUUCCGGGUCGGCGUCUUAGGCUUCCUGAGCACGGGUGACCAGGCCGCUAAGGGUAAUUAUGGCCUCCUAGAUCAGAUCCAGGCCUUGCGCUGGAUCAGCGAGAACAUUGGCUACUUCGGUGGUGAUUCUAACCGCAUCACAGUCUUUGGAUCAGGCAUUGGUGCCUCGUGUGUGAGCCUGCUAACCCUGUCCCAUCAUUCAGAAGGUCUGUUCCAUCGUGCUAUCAUCCAGAGUGGCUCAGCGCUAUCCAGCUGGGCUGUCAACUACCAGCCUGUGAAAUAUACACGUCUACUUGCAGAGAAGGUGGGCUGUAAUGUCCUGGAUACCAUGGACAUGGUGCAUUGCCUGCGGAAGAAGAAUGCCCGUGAGCUUGUAGAGCAGGACAUCCAGCCUGCACGUUACCAUGUGGCCUUUGGGCCAGUGAUUGAUGGUGAUGUGAUCCCAGAUGACCCAGAGAUCCUCAUGGAGCAGGGCGAGUUCCUCAAUUACGACAUUAUGCUGGGUGUGAACCAGGGUGAGGGCCUGCGCUUUGUGGAAAAUGUAGUGGACUCUGAAGAUGGGGUCUCAGGCAACGACUUUGACUUCUCCGUCUCUGACUUUGUAGACAGCCUGUAUGGCUACCCAGAGGGGAAGGACACCCUGAGGGAGACUAUCAAGUUUAUGUACACAGACUGGGCUGACCGAGACAACCCAGAAACGCGCCGCAAGACUCUUGUCGCACUCUUCACUGACCAUCAGUGGGUGGAACCAUCGGUGGUAACAGCUGACCUGCACGCUCGCUAUGGCUCGCCAACCUAUUUUUAUGCCUUCUAUCAUCACUGCCAGAGUUUGAUGAAACCUGCCUGGUCAGAUGCGGCACAUGGAGACGAAGUACCAUACGUCUUCGGUAUCCCCAUGAUUGGGCCUACUGACCUGUUCCCCUGCAACUUCUCUAAGAAUGAUGUCAUGCUCAGUGCUGUGGUUAUGACCUAUUGGACUAACUUUGCCAAGACUGGAGACCCCAACAAGCCGGUGCCUCAAGACACCAAGUUCAUCCACACAAAAGCCAACCGCUUUGAGGAAGUGGCCUGGUCCAAAUACAACCCUCAGGACCAGCUGUACCUCCACAUUGGGUUGAAGCCCCGUGUUCGUGACCACUACCGUGCUACUAAGGUGGCCUUCUGGAAGCAUCUGGUGCCACACCUGUACAACCUGCAUGACAUGUUCCACUACACGUCAACUACUACACGAGUGCCACCCCUUGAGACCACGCAAAACUCACUGGCCACCAAGCGGCCUAAUGGCAAGGUCUGGUCUUUCAACACCAAACGGCCACCUAUGUCACCAGCUUACAAUAGCGAGAGCGGUACAGAACGGCGGAAUAGCGCAGAUGAUGAUACCGGGCCACUGCUUGUUGAGAAUGCACGCGACUAUUCAACAGAGUUGAGUGUCACCAUCGCUGUGGGUGCCUCUCUGCUCUUUCUCAACGUGCUUGCCUUUGCUGCACUUUACUACCGCAAGGACAAGCGACGCCAGGAGCAGCGGCCACAAGGCAGCCCACCUCGUGCAAACGCCAAUGCCAAUGUCAAUGGCACCAAUGUUGAGGAUGAGAUUGCAUCACUGCAAGUGAAUCAGUGUGAUGCCACACCAGCUGGAGAGGCAUUGCCGCUCACCGCGCUUCCUGACUACGCGCUGACUCUGCGCCGCUCACCUGAUGAUAUCCCUCUCAUGACACCCAACACCAUUACCAUGAUCCCCAACUCGCUGGUGCCCAUGCCCAACCUGCACCCUUAUAACACCUUCACAGCCGGCUUUGGCACAGCUGGUCUGGCCCACUCACACUCCACCACCCGUGUAUAGCUUUAAGGAGGGUGCAGAAGAGUAUUGGGUUUUGUACGAAUAUCACAGUUAUGGAAGAGAAAAAAAGCCGAAAGAUUUUGAAUACACAUUUUGUCACAGGCAGUUGCUUUCUGAAUGUUGAUUCAAUUUGGUUGUGAACUAUGUCAUGUUCCCUUCCAAUGGGAUGAGCAAUUCGAGCAGUAUUUUUUUCUAAUAAUCAUUUUAAAAAUGGGGGGUACAACAACAUUUUUAAGAAGACUGGGCAGUUAUUGGCAACACUUUUUUUGAAUAAUUAACAAAAAUGAAGAAAAAAGUGCUUUUUUAUUUCCCAUUUCCUUCUUGUGUGGGAAACACAUUUCAAAACAGUGACCUCUCAGAUGACAUCUGCAUAAUAUGUGUUGCUUUUUUCUCAUCAAUGCCUUACACGAAUGCUUGAUUUUUAGUUUCGUCCUUUUUAACUUUCAGUGACGUGCGUGCCUGGAACUUAUUUGGCCUGAACGAUUGGAUUCUUGAAAAAUAAGAGUGACGUAUUGAAAAUGUGUAGAGAAUUGAAGCAAUCCAGACCAGCUUUUUCAGUUGCAUAUACUCAUACAUGCUUUUGCCU